UUCUUGCAUGCAUAAGGCGGUCCGUGUGAACAGAGAAGCAAAGGACGAGGAAUGGUCCAUGUCGAGAAAGAAGAUAUGAACGCGAACGCUAGAAGGUAUCGUGGUGGGAGUUGAUUCUGAAGUCAAGCCCCGAACUUCACGACGGACCAAACACAGUGCUGCUCUCAAUUUCAACUUUCCUGACUGCGACCUCACCAUUUUUUUAACUAAGUCUCCUUGAAUGUACUUGCAAGGGUGCUUUAGGAGAAGAAAAAAAAGGGGAAAGACCUUCGCUUUGCUCGACUACUCAGGACCCAGCAUUAUAGUUUAAUGGUCCAUCUUCUUCCCGAGUUCUCACACGCACCUCAUACUCCUGACGACUGAACCACGAUUGUGCCGUCCAUUGCAGUUCUUGUAGGCCACAUCAGAGCUUAGGUUUCCAGGAAAUCCGCUGUCAUCUCGGUCGACUCGGAUAAGCUCACCCGGUCUCUGCGUAUUUUUCCACGACAACGCACGCGCCCCGCCCACGCCCCCGAUGAACUUCAACACCAGAAUCGAGGACGUCGGAGUGGCAGUUCUGCAAGAACUAUGGAACAGGGUGACUCUACAAGCCAUGGAGCUUGCGGACGAAACACGGGACAUGGUACUUGCGAAGGACGGCUUUCAGGAGUUCUCCAGAAGCAUAUCGCAACUGACCGGCGUCCUCCAUGCCAUGGAUGCCAGGAAGGUCGAAGCCCAGCUCGGCUCAGAGUUCACAAAAACCAAACUGCAGAAAUUGAACUCCCAGCUACAUCUUGCAUGUGAUGUCAUCGAAGACUGCAGAUCCGGCAGCCGCCUCCGCCUCAUACUCCGUUCGAGCAGAGUCCUUGCUCAGAUGCAGGAAUUGGCCAAAGAGAUCGCUGAAACCAUCUCUUCAUUUCAGUUGGUCAAUCUCAACAUCGGCUUGAAUGUAAAGACAAUGAUCGCCAACAUCAUCGACAACCUGGGGUCCGUGGAGUUCCAGUCUUCAACUAAAAUAGAGAGAAUUUCUUCAGAGAUAGAGAACUUGAUAAAGCAGGAUGGAAGGAACCACGAGAAUGCCGUGAAGCUCUUGGAGCAAAUCGCAGAAGCUGUUGGAGCUAGCGAGAAUACAUCCUUAGUGCAGCAGGAGUUGGCAAUUCUGAAGCAAGAGAAGGAAGAAAUGGAGGCUCAAAAGAAACAAGCCGAGGCACUUCAGCUGUCACAGCUAAUACAGCUUCUCUGUAGCACAGAAAUCGUGACAAGGCCUGUAGAUGAUAAUACCAACACACGUCGCCAGUAUUACCUGAUCGACUCAUUUCUAUGCCCACUCUCCCAUGAACUUAUGACAGAGCCCGUCGCAAUCUUAUGUGGCCAUAGCUUUGAGAAGAAGGCCAUUCAAGAGCACUUUGAAAGAGGAGAGACAGUCUGCCCCACCUGCAAAGAGGAGCUUCCCUCUCUGGACAUAACACCAAACCUCUCUCUUCGAGGAUCCAUACAAGAAUGGAAGCAAAGGGACAUGGACUUAAAAUUCCAAGCGGCAAUACAGGGGAUCAAUUCCGACGAGGAGUCUACACAAAAUGGUGCUUUACAAGAGUUGAAGUCUCUACUGAAAACGCCUCUCUAUGCUGCCAAAUUUUCAGAAGAAAACCCCAUUCCGAAGUUGGUCGGCUUUCUGAAAAACAAAAGGUUAAAUACUGCGGCUACGCUUGAAUGUCUCGGCUGCCUAGCCAGACAUUCAGAAGACUGCAAGUUGCAGGAAUCCAUUGUUAAAGCGGGGGCAAUUCAUCUCGUUGUGAAACAUCUCUAUAAAGGUGAAGUGGCACACGAUGCUAUUGCAGUCUUGUUGGAGCUGUCCUCGAGAGAGGCAAUUGCAGAGGAAAUCGGAAACGCCAAAAACAGCAUUCCUCUAUUAGUUUCCAUGCUUCACUACAGGGAGAGAAACGUGUCGAAGAAAGCUCACAAGGUGCUGCAAAAUCUGUCCUUUAACACCCACUUUGUUGUCAAAAUGGCGGAAAGUGGAUACUUCGGACCAUUUGUUUCUCGCUUCAAUGAAGGAUCGCAAGAGACCAGAGCACUGAUGGCUGCGGCUUUAGUACAGAUGCAACUCAAGGAGACUAGCGUCAUCGAUUUGAAAAAUGAUUCAUUUAUACAUAGUCUGGUCGAAAUGCUCUCUUCAAGCUCCCCGGCAUACAAAUCAGCUUGUCUCCAGGCCAUCAAAAAACUUGUGGCACACUCUGCUAUUGCUAAGCAGCUCCUGGCGGACCCCAUGACUAUUCCACUCUUGCUCGGCCUCAUAUCAUAUGUAAUGUCUGAUCCAUACUUGAAGGAAGAAGCUGUAGAGGUUCUCGCCUUGCUGGUCGGGGCCACUGAGGCUUGUGACUUCCACAUAUUUCAAGGUUUGAAGGAGCUCCAGUCUGAGCACAGCAUCAGUUUAUUCUUACACCUCAUAUCAACUUCUGAGACUCAAGCUAGAAUAAAGUUCUUACAGUUGCUGGUGGAGCUCAGCCAUAAAUCUGAGCAAGCUAGAGAACUAAUCCGAUUGGAUGAUGAUGCAAUUGCCCAUCUCUACUCUUGCCUUGAAAACGGUCAGCCUGCAGUAAGAAGAUGGACAAUGGAACUUGUAUACAGUAUCUCUAACGGUCACCUUGGUGGAGUCCCGCUUCCUCCAACGCCCAGAAAAGAAGCUGUCAUUCACAAAAUAGCAUCCACUCUUACCCAUUCACCAGAUCCAGAAGAAAGGUCUGUUGCUGCUGGAAUCAUUGGCCAACUCCCGAAAGAUGAUACCACCAUUGAUGAUCUAUUACUUAAAUCAGAUGUGUUAAAAGCCAUUCAUGAGAUCAUAUGUGGGGUAGACAUGGAAAGCAAUCAAGCUCGAACUGUGCCAAAUUCGGGAGAACUUCUGUUGGAGAAUGCGCUAGCAGCACUACUACACUACACAGAACCAUCCAAAAUCGAUCUACAGAAGCAAGUAGGAAAACUCGAACUGCAUCCAUCACUAAUCCGUGUGCUGUCCAGUCGGAGCUCUUUAGCCAAGCAACGCGCGGCAAUUGCACUAGCCCAUUUAUCCCAGUCUACCAGCUUGUCAUUUUCUCGUGCAACGGUUAUCCCUACAGCAGACAGAAAGGCAGCACCACUCGGCCAAUUACUGAAUCUCUUCCCCAACUUCUCCUGGUGUUGUUCAACCUCAUCAGAAAUUGGAAGCAUGUGUUCUGUUCAUGGUACUGCUUGCUCGUCGAAGGACACUUUCUGCCUUGUCAAGACAGAUGCAAUGAUGCCACUCAUGAAAUCAUUGAAGGGGACAGAUAGUGGCGUGCAAGAGGCUGCUUUGAUGGCACUUGAAACAUUGCUGACAGACGAUAGAACACUAUCUCAAGCAACUGCCACCAUUGUUGACUACCAAGGCAUAGACGCCAUUUUACAUGUCCUGGAGAAAGGGUCCCACUCGGCAAAACCAAAAGCUCUGGACCUUUUUGAGAAAAUCUUGAGUCACACAAAUCUUACCAAUCCUUUGGAUCCAUCAUUCCGAAGGGUUGAGGGAGUUCUUAUCCAACUUCUCCAUGAGGAUGGACAUAAGAAGAAAGCAGCUUUGGUGCUUAAGCAGAUGAAGGUCAUUCCGGAGCAAUCUUCUUACUUCUGAUUUGGUUUCUUGAGGUGUAGAUCAGACUUAUGGACCUAACAUGCUUGCGAGUGUAAAACACCACCAGGAAGGGAUGCCAAUGGCAAGUCCAAAUUGUGAAAUAACUGUGGAGGAACAACAUGCAAAAUAGAUCCCUUACGGGACAAGCUAGGUAAGCUUUGAAAACAUCGCCUUCCACCUAAUUGCCACAAAGCCCCAGAGAAAAAUACAAAAGCAUGGAGUAUCUCGGAAAACCUUUGAGAAUGCCACAAAGAUGUAGAAGUCAUUUUUUCAUGUACUUACAUUUACCAUUCAUCUGUGCAUAAUUCAUUCAGUUCUGACAAGUUGAAAUGAUCUUGUAUGAAUACACCACUUGCUUCCC
This is a messenger RNA of Syzygium oleosum, 3977 nucleotides long. Its product is annotated as U-box domain-containing protein 44-like. Gene Ontology annotation, molecular function: ubiquitin-protein transferase activity; protein binding. Gene Ontology annotation, biological process: cell surface receptor signaling pathway; protein ubiquitination. NCBI's taxonomy places the organism in Eukaryota, Viridiplantae, Streptophyta, Magnoliopsida, Myrtales, Myrtaceae. The record is from RefSeq and is a predicted model, not a curated record. The transcript has 3 exons. The coding region runs from base 515 to 3616 and encodes 1033 amino acids.